Messenger RNA from Columba livia (rock pigeon), 5267 nucleotides. Its product is annotated as ferrochelatase, mitochondrial-like. Gene Ontology annotation, biological process: heme biosynthetic process. Gene Ontology annotation, molecular function: protoporphyrin ferrochelatase activity. Bases 16 to 1479 code for a protein of 487 amino acids. The record is from RefSeq and is a predicted model, not a curated record. Lineage: Eukaryota; Metazoa; Chordata; Aves; Columbiformes; Columbidae. The transcript has 11 exons. Gene Ontology annotation, cellular component: mitochondrion.
UUCAGCCUGUUCAGGAUGUUAUUAGGGAGCUGUGAACUGCACGAUGCUCCUCCCGGCAGGGGACCCCGAGCGCGGUGCUGCUGGGGCUCAAUUGCUGCUGGUCUCCCGCAGUCUGGCCAGGGAAGCGUCGCACCAAACGAUCGCUGGAGAGCCGGCAAUGCAGAAUUGAACAAUUUCUUUCAUCUUGGGCAAUUCACACUAUUGUUGCGCUCAAAAGUGUCGUGUAAUGACUAUGAACUCCUAAGGAAAACAAAGUGUGCUUUUGAAAAAGCAGACAGCAACCAGCGGGUGGGCGUUGUGAGGAGCGGCUCCCAGCUGCAGGUCCCGGUGCGAUGGAGGGGCCAGGCGACUGCGGCCGCCGUGACGGAGAGCACCAAACCCGAAAUCCAGCCCGACGUGCGGAAACCUAAAACAGGAAUCUUGAUGUUAAACAUGGGAGGUCCGGAACGGCUGGAUGACGUGCAUGAUUUCUUGCUUCGUCUCUUCCUGGACAGAGAUCUAAUGACGCUUCCAGCUCAAAAUAAAUUAGCACCGUUCAUUGCCAAACGCCGCACACCGAAGAUCCAGGAGCAGUACAGCAGGAUCGGAGGCGGGUCGCCCAUCAAGAAGUGGACGGCGCUGCAGGGGGAGGGCAUGGUGAAGCUGCUGGACAGCAUGUCUCCUCGCACCGCGCCUCACAAGUACUACAUUGGCUUCCGCUACGUGCACCCGCUGACCGAGGAGGCGAUCGAGGAGAUGGAGCGGGACGGCGUGGAGAGAGCCGUCGCCUUCACGCAGUACCCGCAGUACAGCUGCUCCACCACCGGAAGCAGUUUAAAUGCCAUUUAUCGCCACUAUCAUAAAAAGGGGGAGAAGCCGAAGAUGAAGUGGAGUAUCAUCGACCGAUGGCCCACACAUCCCCUGCUCAUUCAGUGCUUCACUGAUCACAUACAGAAGGAGCUGAACAUGUUUCCACCUGACAAAAGGAAAGACGUCGUCAUCCUCUUCUCGGCUCACUCGCUGCCCAUGUCUGUGGUGAACCGUGGCGAUCCGUACCCUCAAGAAGUGGGAGCCACCGUGCAGAGGGUCAUGGAGAAGCUGAACUACUCCAACCCGUACCGGCUGGUGUGGCAGUCCAAGGUUGGACCGAUGCCUUGGCUUGGGCCGCAGACCGAUGAGACCAUUAAAGGGCUGUGCCAGAGGGGAAAGAAGAACAUGCUGCUGGUCCCAAUCGCCUUCACCAGCGACCACAUCGAAACGCUGUAUGAGCUGGAUAUCGAGUAUGCCCAAGUUUUAGCAAAUGAGUGCGGAGUUGAAAAUAUCAGAAGAGCGGAGUCUCUCAAUGGAAAUCCACUGUUCUCCAAGGCUCUGGCAGACCUGGUGUGCUCGCACCUGCAGUCCAACGAGGUCUGCUCCCGGCAGCUGACGCUGUGCUGCCCGCUCUGCGUCAACCCCGUCUGCAGGGAGGCCAAGGCCUUCUUCACCAGCCAGCAGCCGUGACGGGACGGCCCCGGGACAAGCCGCGCGACCAGGCCCUCCCGUCACUGCGGGCGGCGGUCUGUGACGUAACCUCGUGGGACAAUGGGGACAACUUGAGUUUUUUGUUUGUUUGGUUUUUUCCUUAGGUUUUCUUUGUUUGAGAAGAAUUUGUAGACAGUAGGGAAUAAGGGCGUUUAUCCUGCGAGAGGUGAAGAGAUCUUGUUCUGUCUGAUUCUGAUUGGACUUAGCGUGAGCCCAUAAGUAUGCACUGAAAAACUUAAAAAACCCCUUUUCUACCACUUAGCUUCUGUUUCCUCUGCAGGGAUUUGCUUGUAUGCAGUUUUGUCAUGAGUGUAUUCAUUUCAGCUUUGCAGGUCAAGCGUACAGUUAUUUGGUUUGGUUUUGCUUAAGGUACAGUAUAACCAGUGUAGUCACUGAUUGUCUCUUCCAAGAGUGGUUUUCCAGGCGGUUUGAGGAUCAAGUGACUUCUAGUGCUUUUUAAGUAAUGCACAUAUAUUUUUAGAACAUAAAGAUAAGGCUUUGGUUUGGUUUUUGACUUCUGGUGGAAGCUUAGCUGGGAUGGUAGAACGCACAACAUUUGUUUACAUUGCUAGAGAAAGCGCGCUCAUUCUCUGCAGGAUAGCCAUGAAAGGAAAGGAUGAGCCUGCUUGGGCGAUGUGAAGAACAUGCUCACAUUGUCUGUGGUUCCAGGCUGGCUGCCAUCAGCGCUGUGCAUUGAAACAUGUUGCUCUAUCUUCUAAGCAAAAUGGCUUUUUAAAAUUAUUCUUUAAAAGGGCUUUCUCUGUUGGGUAAAUAAGUGUAGGCAGCGAGCUUGCUCUCAGGAGGGUGAUAGCUCUGCUCUGCGCUUCCUGUUGCAGCCCAGUGGGUCUUGUGGGUACCCGUAGGGUUCAGAGGCACAACUGCCGAGCUCAGCUGCUGUUGUGGCUGCAGACGGAGCUGGUGAUGGGUCAGGACGGACGGACACGGCGCUGACACCGCGCUUACCUUUGUCAACAGCUGAACUUUGUUACGUUUGGGCAGCGAUGGAGCCGGGAGGAUGGGCUCCCAACCCAGUGGAACUUUGUGCUUGUUUUGGCAGGUGUCUGGGUGCCUCAGCUCUGCUGGAUCCCCUGCUGAGUUCUGUAGUUUGAACACCCUUUUUGGGGCAGGAUUUCCUCCCUGUGAGCACCAGGAUGGUGUUGGGGUUUUCCUGGGACAGGAGGGGUUUUCUGUAGGCUGGUCACCGCCCCUCGUGUGGCAUUGGGGACUUCAGGGCAGCAGAACCGCAGCACCUCAGUGUGGUCCUGGGGCCAGAGCAAAGCUGGCACUGUCCAUGGGACGGAGCCGUCCUGGGGUGCUCUGCCUGUCGGCUUCCUGGAGAGAUGUUUACUUGACGUAAUUAGCACUGAAACGCCGGUACUUUGGCAAUGCACGUUGUUUUCUGUAAACUGAUGAUUCGGCCAAUGGUGAUGCUCGAGGAGCAGAUGCCGUGCUGCUCAGACAGUUCUGUUUGCUUGUGGAAUCGUGAGGCAUGAACACUUUUAACCUCUGAUCUUUCAAGGAAGGGGUUGUUAAAAAAACCAGGCCUUUGUUGCUAUAACAGGGGUUUAUCUUGUUCUGCUUUUUGUUAGAAGAAUUAAACACGGGGCAGUAAGGCAAUGAGCAGCCCAUGUGCCGAGUCCUGCCAUGGAGCAACGUGGUCCUGCUUGCAGCCUCGCCAGGGCCCGCGGGCUCCCGCGUCUCCACUGCCAUCCCCAGCUUCCCGGUGCGAUUGUAGCACAACAGACUGAGCUCGCUCCAGCGCCGGAACCCCGUGUCCCGCCGCCCCGCGCUGCUCGGCGGAACCAAGUCUUCCUCGGCCCUCGGUGCCCGUGCCGCCCGGAGCCCGUUCUCCUCGCUCUGCGCUCGCUGCCUCGGCAGGACGGGGACCCAGCGCCGGUCCCUGCCCUCGCUCAGACGGGGCGGUGGGCGUAUCGCUUGGGUACGGAAGGGUGACAUUUCCGUGGAAAAGCUUUGAAUCAAUGUCAAAAGAAUAAUAGCGUCUGCCGUAUAGCUGGGAAGGGAACGCUGGCCUUACGUCUCCUGUUGGACAAAGAACUUUCUCUGUUGCCGUUUCGCUGCUGACACGGGUGGGUCGGCGGGAAGCAGUCUGGUUUGUAAGAGCUUCCUACUUCACCUCUUUCCUACCAGCCCAAGGGCGCGUUGACCUUCCAGUCCAGGUUGUGGCCACCACGUUUACAAGUGGGGCUGAAGCUGGGGAGCUUAACUUCAUGUGAACACUGCGAUACUGUAAAUACCGAUGGGCUUUUUGUUUUGGUACUGGAGAGAGCGCUGCAAGUAUAGCCAGCACUGAUCGUGAGGCGUUAUGUUUGUCCAGUAAUAACAGGUACUUAAAAUCCACUUUUUAGUAUGGUAACCACAAGUGAGAUAAUUAUUACCUGUUGCUGCUGUUAGACCAUUAUGUAGAAAUCACUUCAUUUUCUAGCUUUUAGCAGAUGGAUCUCAUCUCGUGGAGUUGGCGGGUUCUUCAUUUCACUGAACGGAUCAUGGAAAAUCACUCUGUCCUGCUGUUGAGCACACGUUGUUUUGUCUUGGUGCAGCAUCAAAAGCCUGUUGAAAAACUGCCUGAGCAAGGUAGCUGGCAGCUCUGCUUCAUGUUUGUAACAGAAAUCAGGAUAACAGUGAGACUAGCAACAGUGGGGAUCCUGCUGCCAUUGGAGUCUUCUCAUCCUGGGCUUUCUGUUUGGGAGUAUUUCUGACUAUGCUGCCGAGCAGUGGAAUUCAUCUGGCCUUAUUUUAGAUGCUUCCGAUCUCCGAGCUGGUCUCCUAGGUCCCAUUUGCAGUCAAGGGAUUAUUUUAAUCGGUGAGUGUGAGGAAGGAUCCGUGUCCUCUCGCAGCCGCUGUCCCCGAGGCGCGGGUGGGCUCCGCAGUGCGCUGGCUCCGCGGCGGCAGCUGCCCAGUGCCGCCGUUCACGUGCCUUUGUCCCCGCGCUGGGGAUGUGUUGGGAGAUCGUGGUCCCGGCCCCGUUGCGUGUGGCCCGUGUGCCGCGUUUGGUGCUACCGCUGGGCCGGCCGCGGGCCGAGCAGGGCUGGGCGCCGGGGUGUCGGCAGCGGGACACGCUCGUCCUCCGACAGUCAUCUCCUUGAUUGCUUUCGUUAUUAAUUGCACUCCUUUUGUGGUACUUUGUGUCAUUUGCGAGUGUUCAUCGUUUACAGACGCCCCGACAGAACAGCCACGGGCAGCUGGGAGCCCCGGUGCCCCGAGGAGAGGGCUGGCGAGGAACGGCUUUGCAGCUGGGGUGACGUGCAGCGUUUGCUCACCGGUGCUCCGAGGAGAGGGCUGGCGAGGAACGGCUUUGCAGCUGGGGUGACGUGCAGCGUUCGCUCACCGUCAGGCUGUUCUCCUGACUCCAGUCCCACAUCAGUGGCUGCGUUUGAGAAACACGAUCCCUUCCCAAAGCGGAGCUGUGGGGGUGCCCGUGCUGAGCUGCUCCCCUGGAGCCGAGGCUCUCCCAGCGGGGUUCCGCGGGGCUGCGCUGCUUCUGGGAAUAGCAAGAAGCUCACCUUAUUUUCCCUUUCUGUCACACACGGAGAGCUGGAAAUCAGCAUGAAGUGUCGGCUGCAAGAGAGAGGAAAGUUCCUUUGAUUUUGAAUGCCAGAUGUGUACAAAUACUCAUGUUUAGCCCAACAUAUGCAUUUCAGAUUGAACAAGGACUUCCACUUAAUGUAACGCAAACAAUUUGUAUAAUCUUACUGUGUAGCAUUUGCCAUAAAGACAGAAUUUCAAUUAAAUUUUUUUUAAAGAAAUAA